CAUGCUAAGCCCCUCAUUCCUUAUUCUUCUUCUUCAUACUUUUCGAUCCAUGUUUCUCUCUCUCUCUCUCUCUCUCUCUCUCAAUGCGUUGACUCUCUCUCCGCCAUAGUCUCUGUCGUCGCUACGCCAUCUCAGUCGCCGCUCGCUUUUCCUCUCUCUCUCUGCGCCUCUCUGGUUCGCUUCUUUCUUCCUCUUAACUUGUCGUUCCCGAGGAGAUCAAUCCUCAAUUUUGGCGGCCCUAAGAGAUAGAUUCGACGAAACAUUUGUUGCAUUUGUCAACUGAAUCAUAAGCAUAAUUGAAAUGGAAGGUGAUAUAUUUGGAGAAUUAGGCAAUACAACUCAAGUAGAUAGUAGAAUUCUACAAAUAUUUCAAAAGAACUUGUUGCAAGCCCAAGAUAUCUUGAACCAGAAUAGGCUACUAAUCAAUGAGAUAAACCAAAACCAUGAAUCCAAGAGGCCCGAUAACUUGAGCAGAAAUGUCGGUUUGAUUCGAGAGCUCAACAGCAACAUCAGAAGGGUGGUUGAUCUCUAUGCUGAUCUUUCCGGUUCUUUCACCAAGUCUCGGGAAGCUUCAUCUGAAGGGGAUUCAAGUGGAACAUUGAAAUCUGAUGGAAAAAUCAGUCAGAAGAGAAUUAGAUCUACCUGAUUGAUCAUUGAUAUGAGUUUGAAAGCAGUUAAAUCAACAUGUUCGUUCUAAUGGCGGAUAGAAAUUGUCGAGUGGGACUAUGUAAGUACUCUCCAAAUUAUUUUUUGUGUUCCAUAUUGGGUUUAUGUCUGGAGGGCAUAGAGCUUUAGUUAAUGAUCUAAUCUCUUGUACCAAUUUGUGUACCAUAUAAUUGUAAUUUCAAGCAACUCGUUAGCCCCGUGAAAUGGAAAACAGUGGGCCAUUAAUUCAAUUUUCCAAGCUUGAACUUA
Arachis duranensis is the source of this 915-nucleotide messenger RNA. RefSeq names its product protein ELF4-LIKE 4. NCBI's taxonomy places the organism in Eukaryota, Viridiplantae, Streptophyta, Magnoliopsida, Fabales, Fabaceae. The transcript is spliced from 3 exons. The record is from RefSeq and is a predicted model, not a curated record. Bases 302 to 646 code for a protein of 114 amino acids. Gene Ontology annotation, biological process: entrainment of circadian clock; positive regulation of circadian rhythm.